UUAGAUGGGAUAACCCCCCUUGCCGCUGCCUGUUGCUGAGUGGAAAACAGCAGAAGAUUUGGGAUCUCAACCUCCACAGAGUAUUCAUCGGGCUGUGUUUUGUUUCCUUUCCUUUUCCUAAAGAAGAUGAACCAUGAAACCACAACCCUGAUAUCCUUGAAGGAAGCAAUGAAAAGAGUAGACAACAAGCUCCAAGCUCUAGACACACAGUUUAAAGAACUAGACACCAUCAAGGAUAAUCUGACACUUCGAUUUGAACACCACAGCAAGACUUUGGCAAGCCAAGCAGCCCAAGACGAGAUAUGGACAGCAGCUCUGGCCCUGGGGUUCACCUCAAUGGAACUGAAUAUUUUAUACAGCUAUGUCAUCGAGGUCCUCAUUUGCUUGCACACUCGAAUGCUUCAGAAGCUUCCAGACCUGGUGAGAAGUCUUCCGACUUUAGCCUCUGUUCUUAGAAGAAAGACCAAGAACAAGCACAUUAGAACUGUGUGGGAGUCCAUCCUGGAGGAGUAUGGGCUGCGAGAGAGAGAUGUCACAGCACUCUGUACCUUCUUUGUUGUACAUGGAAACAAAGGAGAACACUAUACCGCUAAUGUAAGACGGAUGCACAUCAAAGAUGUGUCCUUCAUGAUCACCAACAUGGUAACGAACCAGGCUCUACAGGAGGGUCUGCUUAGAGCUGUUCAGAUCAUCGAGAAGGGGAAAGCAGCAAGGACCCCUGAAACCUCAAGGGCUCCGCUGAAAGAGCUGAUGCCCCCAGUUAAAGGCUAACCUGUUACCUCUGACCCAGCAGUUCCCCUUUCAGUCAUUUGUAUUGUAAAAACAACAAAAAAUGCAUACUUUAAUUUUUUUUAUUUAUAUGAGUACACUAUAGCUGCCGUCAGACACACCAGAAGAGGGCAUCAGAUCCCAUUACAGUUGGUUGUGAGCCAUCAUGUGGUUGCUGGGAAUUGAACUCAGGACCUCUGGAAGAGCAUCUCUCCAACCAUCUCUCCAACCCUACUUUAAUUUUUAUAGGCUUAUUUUAUAGCAAAAGUGGAAGGACUGUUAAAUAAAUUAUGACAAAUUGAUACAAUGAA
This is a messenger RNA of Rattus norvegicus (Norway rat), 1079 nucleotides long. Lineage: Eukaryota; Metazoa; Chordata; Mammalia; Rodentia; Muridae. The record is from RefSeq and is a predicted model, not a curated record.